GAUUCUAUUCACAACGAGGCAAAAUGUCUCGAACCGCAACAAUGACGAAGCCGAAGAGCUCCAAGGCUACCAAGCAAAAGGAGUUGCCUGUCGCGCUGCUCGAUCAGCAGGAAGAAUCCGAAGAAGAAUCCGAAGUCGAGAUCAAGGUCGAUGGCGAGAUCGAAAAGGACGAAACUGAGGAAGAGCUCGAGCGAUUGGUGUUUGGCGACAGCGCUGGAUUCAAAGCGGGAUUGAAAGAUUUCGAUGAGGAAGGCAAUGCUGAAGAAGAGGAUGACACAGGUCUGGAGGGUUUGGACGAUGCAGCUUUGUUCUUUACCGACCUAGGACCUGAGGGCGCUGCCAACCAAAUACGAGUGUCAGGAGACUCGGACGACGGUAGCGACGAUAACACUUUACGAUCGAGACAUGCUCCGGCGUGGGAAGACAGCGACGACGAGCGGACAAUGGUUUCACUAGCUUCCGUGCCACGGCUCAGAAAAUUGAGACGAACAGAGGCAGAAGAUGUUGUCAGCGGGAAGGACUACACAAGGAGACUGCGCAAGCAAUUCGAGCUGCUCAACCCAGUACCGCAAUGGGCGCAGAACGCAAUGCAAAAGCCUGCCCGCAAAAAGAGAAGACUGUCAGACGACAAUGAUGCAUCUUCCGACGACGAAGCAAUGUCAGAUGAGGAUAUGGACAACGACUUGCCCACGAGUGCUCCGCUCUCAAAACUUCUUCAGAACGCCGAAUCGCUCGUCAGACAGUCCGAACCUGGUACGGGCAAGAAACGAAAGCUCCGCCCAGAAGUCAUCGACAUUCAACGGCAGAAGGACAUACCGGGCGUCCAGCCCAGCGCUAUCACCUCUCUCUCCUUCCAUCCUACACUACCUCUGCUGCUCUCCUCCGGACCAUCCUCGACUUUGUACCUGCACCAUCUCUCCGCCUCUCCACCAGCCCCAAGCCCGAACCCUCUGCUCACGUCCCUACACAUUCACGGCUCCCAGCUCACAACCACCGCAUUUCACCCAACCGACUCUCGAAUCUUUCUGUCCGCACGCCGCCGCUACUUCCACAUCUGGAACCUCGCAACAGGACGGGUGGAGAAGAUUUCCCGUGUCUACGGCCAGCAACACGAGCAGAAAUCCAUGGAGCGAUUCAAACUAUCCCCCGAUGGUGCAUACAUGGCUCUCCUUGGAUCUACAAAGAAAGGUGGCGGUGUAAUCAACAUCCUUGACUCGUCGACAUUACAAUGGACCAGCCAGGUCCGUAUCGAAGCCCGUGGCGGCAUUGCGGAGUUCGCGUGGUGGCGCAAUUCCGCCGGCAUGUGCAUCGCCAGCAAAAGCGGUGAGAUCACAGAAUGGGACGUCCGCUCUCAACGCGUGGUGGCGAGAUGGCAGGACGAAGGCGCCGUGGGGACCACAACGCUCGGUUUGGGCGGCCAACAUGAGUUUGUCAAGAGCUCCAUCGGCACAGAUCGCUGGAUUGCCAUUGGCAGCAGUUCGGGCAUCGUGAAUAUUUACGACCGUCGAGUCUGGGCCGCGGAACACCACACCAAAAAGCCCAGCACCACAUCCGCUGUCGCGCAUCAAGAAGUUCCCGAGACUCCCGCUCCAACCAAAACCCUCGAUCACCUCACCACGCCUACGUCUCAUCUGGUGUUCUCUCCCGACGGCCAGAUCCUCGCAAUGGCGAGUAAGUGGAAGAGGGACGCCAUGCGAUUGGUGCAUCUACCCAGCUGUACGGUUUACCGAAAUUGGCCGACGAGUAGUACGCCGCUGGGCAGGAUUACUGGGGUAGCGUGGGCGAGUGGAGGAGUGGCGGCGGGUGGCGAUACAGUCGCUGUGUUGGCGGUCGCAAAUGAGCAGGGCAAGAUUCGAAUUUGGGAGGUGAGAUGA
Zymoseptoria tritici IPO323 is the source of this 1874-nucleotide messenger RNA. RefSeq lists its product as uncharacterized. Gene Ontology annotation, cellular component: small-subunit processome; Pwp2p-containing subcomplex of 90S preribosome. NCBI's taxonomy places the organism in Eukaryota, Fungi, Ascomycota, Dothideomycetes, Mycosphaerellales, Mycosphaerellaceae. The transcript is spliced from 2 exons. The coding region runs from base 24 to 1874 and encodes 616 amino acids. Gene Ontology annotation, molecular function: protein binding. Gene Ontology annotation, biological process: rRNA processing. The record is from RefSeq and is a predicted model, not a curated record.